Amphimedon queenslandica is the source of this 4150-nucleotide messenger RNA. RefSeq lists its product as uncharacterized. Gene Ontology annotation, cellular component: nucleus; cytoplasm. Gene Ontology annotation, biological process: regulation of DNA-templated transcription. The coding region runs from base 132 to 3929 and encodes 1265 amino acids. NCBI's taxonomy places the organism in Eukaryota, Metazoa, Porifera, Demospongiae, Haplosclerida, Niphatidae. The record is from RefSeq and is a predicted model, not a curated record. Gene Ontology annotation, molecular function: amyloid-beta binding; transcription factor binding. The transcript is spliced from 12 exons.
GUAUAGACACAUUCUGUCUGAGCUGGCUUUGCUGCUUUGAAUCGGCUCACUAUUCUUCUCUCUUCCCCCACUCUUGGUCUUUGCUGUAGGGACUAGGAUCAGCUACCAGUGUGGCAACAUUGUAAAGUCUAAUGGAAAAGAAGGGAGUCACACAGACACUUCCUUUACCUCCUGGCUGGAGGAAGUUGGAGUCAGAUAAAGGAGUGUACUUUUGGCAUAAGGACACCAACAGAGUGCAAUGGAAGUUCCCCAAAGAAGAAGCUUUGUCUUACUUAAAGUUAAAAGAUACCCACGGCUAUGUUAACGUUGGAAGAGGUAACAACAGCCAGACAGGAAGCUUAGAUACGACUAUGUAUGCCGAAGUUACAACAAAAUGUCUACUGGAAAAAGAAAAUAUAAACUUAAACGACAAAGAAAGAAGUAAAGUAGCAUUGAAAGUGCCAGUCGAGCGUCCAUUGCUAGAUAAUGGCUACUCUACUCCUAGCAUUCCAAUUCCUCCUGUUUCUAGUCCUCAUCAUUCGUCCGAGGGAUCUCCCCCUCCCCCUCUUCCCUCUAGGAAUUAUGACGAAGAGGAUUACAUGGAGGACACUCCUCCCCCUCCACUACCGGAGAGAACUGAUUUAAGUGAGCAGCUGUUAUCACCUUUGAAAAUGCAGCAGUUCUUGUACUCAAGUAACGCCAGUGCCAUUAAUCACAUCACAAUGGAAGUACGAGGAACUAAAAAGCAGAACCAUUCACAGGACGAGAUACUUUAUGAUGAGCCGAUUAUCAAACCAAAGGUUUCUAAAGAAAGUGCAGCUGCCGAUAGUGUAUUUUAUGAUGAAAUACCUCGGGCAUUGGCUAGACCAGGUAAAAUUGAGUUUAUGAUAGCUGCUAAUCCUUCAUCAAGCGAGAAUAUAAAAGGAUCCUCGUUAACAUCUCCAGUUGUAGAGAAGGCCAUUAAAGAGAGUGAUGAUAGUGUCAUGUACGAUGAAGUGACUACUCCUAAUAAACCAAAGACGUUAAUUAAAACUAAUCAAGAGGCUCCACCUCCUCCUCCAAGAACCUCGUCAUCGCCAUCACCAACACGCUCAACUAAUCCUCUCUCUCCCCCUCCUCUCCCUCCUCCUUCUGUCCCUCCUCCUCCUGUUCCUCCCCCUUCUGUUCCUCCUCCUCCUCUACCCCCUAGAGAUCUCUCUCCCCCUCCUCUCCCUCCCCCGGUCUCUCUGAGUCCCAAGUCUCCAAAGCAGAGACCCUUAGCUCCGGUAGUAGCGUAUCACGUCACACAACCCGUUAUUAAACCCAGUUUGACGGAUGAUGGACUAAUGACUGUGUCUCAUACUAGACAGAGCUCAAAGACGCUGCUCCCCAGAAGACAGCUCCCCGCCCCAGAGAUCCCAUCAAGAAAAGCUUCUUCUGUGAGGCUGCGACGUAAACAUUCCCCAAAAUUAAAGAAAGCCGAUACUUUUGACGUACUUGAGAAGGAAGAUAAAGAACUUGGUGAGUACGAUCAUUUGGUUCACGCUGUUAAGACGAAAGGAUCAACUCUACCACACAGAUUAGAUGAUCCGUGUUAUAGUAAACUGCAAGUUGAUAAGUCUUUAUUAAUGAGAUCUGGUGUCACCAUUGAAGGGUCUCUAAUGUCAGCCAGUAACUCAAGUAUCCCUGAUAUCGUUGACUCUCCGCUGACGCUGAUACACGCCCCCAACCCACCCAGCCCUGUGAUUAGGCCACGCCUACAUGAUUACGAAGAUCUUGAUACUAACGUUGAUCCAAGUGAUUCACUUAUCCAUGCACCUAACGCUCCUAGCACCAAAAUAAAACCUCGUUCCCACGACUACGAAGAUCCAGAUGAAAACAUCGACCAAGAUGAGCUUAUCCAUGCACCUAAUGUCCCUAACCCUAACCGUAAACCACACCCACAUAAUUACGAAGACCUUGAUAAAGACUCCCCUGGUCAGUUUGAACUGGUACACGCACCCAAUGGUCCGUCUUCUAGUCCGGUUCCUAAGAACCGGUCGCAUACUUACGAAGAUCUUGCCGACAAGCCUAAAGACAAUAUGAUUCAUGCUCCUAAUCCACCUAAACCAGAUAUAAAGCCUGCUCCUCACCUGUAUGAAUCUGUUAAGCAUCACGAGACAGGAGGUGACACUCCAGCCCUCGUUUGGGAUAACAGCGACAUGAGGCCCGGCCUAUCCUCUGGGUUUGGUUCCGGGGCUAAGACCCAAGCCGACUUGAAGACUAAGCAACGUAAAACUUCAAAUACUCCUAUCGCAAAACCUGAGAGUGUGAGCGAUGAGGAUUUCGAGAGACGACUGGAAAGACUCGAUAAUCACUACUACCCUGAAAUAGACAUACCACUCUGGCCUGUCCCUGGGGGUGAAUCCUCUGCUCCCCCUCCUCCUCGUCGUGCCUCUGAAAUCAAACAAGUUGUUAGGAACAGCUGGAACGUGUCGACUGGUUCUAACGGGCUACCCCCCGGAUGGAAGAGAGAGGUGAACGAGCAGGGACAGGUGUUUUAUUGGCAUUUACCAACUGGUAAUAUCCAGUAUACCAAACCAGAGGGACCCAAUGCAUCAAAGAGUAUGAGUCCGUCUGAUUCCGAAAGAGGUUCUUUAUCCCCUAGAGUCUUAAAACCGACCACAUUCGCUGCUGAAUACUUAGGAUCCGUUGAAGUACAAGAGGAGAGGCUGAUAAAGGGGCGAAGUGUACAGGUGGUGUUUAGUGCCAUUGAGAUACUGACAGCUAAAGAUGGACCCCCACCUCAAGUGUUACAGCAAGUUGCUAUGUUUAAAAGGAAUGACAGAGUACACCUUCAAGUGUGUGGCAUGGAGCUGAAGUGGUUAAAUGUCACAGACGGGACAGUUGUAGUAGUACAAGCCAUUAAUAGAAUUAGAGUCUGGGGAGUUGGACAAAUCAAUAACAAGGAUUUUGGCUAUGUAUCACGUAAUUUAAAAACCCAUCGUCACCAGUGUCACGUGUUUCGAUGCGACAUUGCAGCUGUUGGGUUGAUCCAGUCGCUACUUGACAGUCACGAAGUGAAUCGGAAGUUCGUCCCUUGUCCUGGUCAGUAUCACUUUACCUUAUUAGGUACUGAAAAGUACAAGAGGUUGGAGGCGGUCUAUUUAGGAUCUCGUUUUGUGACGUCACCUCACGGAAUAAGAGUAGUGAACGAGUCAGUGUCGUAUCUAUCAAGAGACAAAUCAAAAUGGAUACCAGUUUAUGUUGAUGUGGCUUCUUCCCAUAUUAGGAUAUUGGAUACUAAAAAUGAGAUAGUAUUGAAAGAACAUCGGAUUAGAUUCUUGUCCUUCCUUGGAAUAGCUCACGAUGACCAAUAUUGUGGUUAUGUUGUUGAUAACGGUGACAACCAGUUCCAGUUCCAUGGCUUCUUCUGUGAGCCUAAUUCCGAUAAGAUCUGUCUAGCACUUCAUUCCGCCUGUCAGUCUCGCUACCAGAGGGUCAUUGACGCCCACAUGAUUGACGAGGACUCUCACUCGGAAUCAAAUGGGCGUGGUCAUAAGAAGUCACUUCUUAAAAGAAUUGGAAGUUGGAAAACAACAAAAUCUCCCAACGAAAAUGAAGAGGAAGCAGCUCCGCCCACAAGUAGAAACUUUAUCGUACAGUUCCUUGGGAUGGAACCCGUUUCUAAACCAAAGGGUAUUGACGUGGUGACAGAGCCUCUUCAAAAAGCAACUAAAAGAACAUCAGGAAUUCACCUAGUGGAACUAGUUGUGUCCUCAAGUGGUUUCACCAUUAACGACCCACAGAAGAAAUACUUUGUAUCAAAGCACAUCUCAUCAAAGAAGAUCACAUACUGCGUGAGGAUAAGGAGUCACUUUGUGUUCAUUGCUAAAGAAGGCAGUAGUAAGCAUGCUCUGUUCAUGUUCAGUGAGAGCGAGGUUGAUGCUGCUAGCUUAGUAACUGCAGUUCAGGACUUCAUGUCACAAUAAACAACUAUUUUCAUUAUUAUCAUUAUUAUUAUUAUUAUUAUUGUUAUUGUCAUUAAUCGUUUGUCUCUGAACUAUUAUUAUCAUUAUUAACUCAAAGUCUUGCUGUGUAUAAAACGUAUACAUAUAUUAUAUUAUAAUUAUUAUUUUCUGUAAAAUGUUAUGUUAUGUUAUGUAUUGGUACAUACAGUGUACUUAAAGUACCAAUCAGUUUCCUUAAUCCA